Puntigrus tetrazona (Sumatra barb) is the source of this 3581-nucleotide messenger RNA. RefSeq names its product RAS guanyl releasing protein 4 (gene rasgrp4). The coding region runs from base 478 to 2538 and encodes 686 amino acids. The record is from RefSeq and is a predicted model, not a curated record. Lineage: Eukaryota; Metazoa; Chordata; Actinopteri; Cypriniformes; Cyprinidae. Gene Ontology annotation, biological process: Ras protein signal transduction; positive regulation of GTPase activity. The transcript has 17 exons. Gene Ontology annotation, molecular function: guanyl-nucleotide exchange factor activity; calcium ion binding. Gene Ontology annotation, cellular component: plasma membrane.
CUGUAUUUCAAAUAGGGACUUGUUUGUAUUGAAUGCAGUUAGCUGUUUGUUGUGAUCGUGCUGAUUUUGACAGCUUUUUGAGUCUACAGUUUGAAUUUUUUUUCUUUAUUUUUAAUGCCUUGCCGUCGAAUAGGGGUUCUUUUAUUUAUUGUUUUGGUUAACUCUGUGCCCUGUGGUUCACAUUCUCUGGUAAUAUUCAGAGAGAAAGAAAAGAGGGGGUGUGUGAGAGAGAGUGAGCGAGCGAGUGAGUAAGUGAAAGAGAGAUAGAGAGAGAGAGAGAGAAAACUCUGAGCCGCAGCAGCUGGUUUUCAGGUUUUACGUUUUGACAGCCGUGACUGAAGAGCCACUGUACGUCUCCCAAGCCUGUAAGAGGUCACUUAGUACCUCUGGCUGGAGGAGAGAGACUGCGAGAUACCCGAUGGGACAAGUAAAGGUUUAAGCAGCCCGGGGGACACCGACAGGACACCGGUAGACACCAUGAAUCGCAAGGAGUCUAAGAGCAGCAGGAAGUCCCGUCAGGAAGGAGGAAGUGUGAUAAAGUGCAGAAGACCAGUGCAACGGAGGAUGACAUGCCCCAGCCCUCAUGAGAUCAGCCGGGCUCUUCAAAGUCCACCGGUUCACUCUUCUUUCCGCUCCGCCAGCCUGGAUGAACUCAUCCUCCGCUGCCUCCACUGCUUCGACUCAGAUGGGAAGCUGAUCAGAGGGACGCAGCUUGUCCAUAUGACCCUGAUGAUGCAUAACUGGGUCGUACCAUCACACAUUUUUGUCCAAAAGCUGCUUUCUCUAUAUAAGGAUUGUCCUGCGGAGAAAAGGGAACAGAGGCGCGUACAAAUCUGCCACUUGAUCAGGCAGUGGAUUAAUCAGUUCCGGAUAAUGUUUGAGGUGGAUCCUCUGUUAGAAAAAGUCAUGGGAGAUCUCUGGGCUCUGGUCAGGGGCGACGUAACCGGUCCACCCGAUCACCGCAUCAUUACUCCAUACAACAGUAAUCCUCCAGUGAAUGUUUCCCAGACUCCCUCUCCCUCUGUAAAGAAAAGGAAAGUUUCCCUGCUGUUCGACCACAUGGAACCAGAUGAGAUGGCCGAACACCUCAGCUACCUGGAGUUCAAAAACUUCUGCAACGUCUCAUUUCUGGACUACCGCAGUUACGUGGUCCAUGGCUCUGUGAGGAAUAAUCCGGCGCUCGAGCGCUCCGUCGUGCUCUGCAACGGAGUCUCCCAGUGGGUCCAGCUCAUGAUCCUCAACAAACACACCUCACAGCAGAGAGCAGAGGUCUUCACCAAGUUCAUUCAUGUAGCACAGAAGCUGAGAGCCCUACAGAAUUUCAAUACCCUGAUGGCGGUGAUAGGAGGUCUGUGUCACAGUUCCAUCUCUCGUCUCAAAGACACAGCCAGCCUGCUGUCCUCUGAUGUCACAAAGACUCUCAGUGAGCUCACGGAGCUGCUGUCGUCCUACAGCAACUAUUCAAACUACAGGCGCGUAUACAACGACUGCACUGGAUUCAAGGUGCCCAUCUUGGGCGUUCAUCUCAAAGACCUGAUCUCCCUCAACGAGGCGCUGCCAGACUACCUCGAGGACGAUAAGAUCAACCUGGGGAAAAUGCAGCAUUUAUACAGCAACAUCAGCGACCUGUUGGCCAUCCAUGACUGCACCCCGCCGUUUGAGGCCAACAAAGACCUGCUGCACCUGCUAACGCUUUCUCUAGACUUGUGUUACACCGAGGACGAGAUAUAUGAGCUCUCCUACACCAAGGAGCCCAAGAACCCCAAAAUUCAGCCCUUAGCUCCGGUGAAGCCCCCGGUGGUAGCCGAGUGGGGAUCGGGAGUGACUCCGCGUCUGGACCCCGCCACCAUCUCCAAACACGUCAAGCAGAUGGUGGAUUCUAUCAUGAAGAAUUAUGAUUUGAACAUGGACGGCUACAUUUCUCUGGAGGACUUUGAGAAGAUCGCUGCAAACUUCCCCUUCUCUUUCUGCACACACGAGAGCGAUAGGGAAGGGGAGAUCAGUAGGGAGGAAAUCACUUCAUAUUUCAUGCGUGGGAUGUCGGUGUGCGCUAAACUCGGCUUCAACCUCCACAACCUUCACAACUUCCAUGAGACCACGUACAAAAGGCCCACGUUCUGCGAUACCUGCGGAGGAUUUUUAUGGGGAGUCAUAAAACAAGGCUACCACUGCAAAGACUGUGGAGUAAACUGUCAUAAGCACUGUAAGGAUGUGGUGGGAAUGGAGUGUAUGAAGAGGUUCCAGGUGACCAGCAGCUCUUGUCCCUGCACCCCGGGCCCCGUAUCAGGCCUCCACACUAAGGGCAACAGCUGGAGUUCUGAAGAGGAAACAUUUGUCUUUCCUAAUGGAAAUGGAUCCGAACACUCUAAAGGCCAAACUUCAUCAGACAGCGACGCCGAGGCCACACUAUCCGACAGGUCCACUCAGACGGACCCGGGGGUUUGGACACCGGUGGCCAAACGGAAAGAUCGCCUCCCUUCCCAGAAACAACACCCACCCCUUGAAAAGAAAGCUAAUUUGGUGAGCGAGACUGGGUAGCAUCUUCUGAGACUAACGUUACCUGCCUGCCUUAUCAUCCCAGAGCGCUACGCUACCGGCAAGGGUGCGAGGUUCAUCUGCCCCUAGUUCUCUCCUACAGGAGAAAAUGGAUGAACUGAAGCUGAACAAAGAUAAACGAAAGGAACCAGACUGAACUAGUCUGUGCAUGUGGCCGUUUGUUUGUGUGUGGUGGAACUGUUCAAUACACUGGACAGAAAAGACUGAAGAACAUGUCCUCAUCUUUCUCGCCAACUGUCUUGUUCUAUUGUCUUCAACAGAUUGUUCAUGACGUUCAUUAAAUGUGAUGAAAUUCUAGCCAGAAGGGAAUUUAUUUAAGGAAUUACAGAUGGCCCGCUUCCUCUGGGCUCUUUAAAACCUUGUCGUGGAUCUGUACGGUAAGAACUCUCUAUGCACCAGCAUCUCAACUGCCAGAAAAGACCAGAUCAAUGGACUUCACGUCUCCACAAGUGCUCAAAAGUGGACUGCUGCAUCAUGGAUCUCACUACCGCUCGUCGAGACGGACAAAACUGUUGCCUUACUAUUUACACUGAUGGAAAAAUUACACUGUGACCAACUGUAUUGAACUUGAACAGCAAGAAUGUACCUCCUCUGUUAAGGGAUGAGAUUUCGGUGCUGAUUUAAUACCCACAAUGCAUCACUGUGCCUUAUGUAAUGAACAAUUCAUUGAGUAGGAGACAAAGGGUGUUAUAUCACUGUUUAGAUCAAACAAUAGUCCUGUCUCAGUUCAAAACGAUCACAAUCUGCUUUGUUAGUGCUCGUGUCCAUUCGGUGCAUCAGAGCAUUAAUGAAAAAGAGCGGGAAAGUGACAUUGAGGGUUGAUUCAAACAAACACUGUGGACCUAUUUUAAAUUGUUUUUCUAAUAUGUUUUCUGUUAGAUCUUUUGUCAACUCCAACUUGAAUGUCUGUUUUACUAAAUCUUGAGUUUAGGCUAUAGAUUUUUAUUUAUUGAGGAAUGAUAAAGCUUAAGUAUUUUCCAUAAAGCACUGCCUGAUGUGAUUAAAAUAUCUAAAUUAAAAAGCGA